Dendronephthya gigantea is the source of this 2003-nucleotide messenger RNA. RefSeq names its product plasminogen-like. Gene Ontology annotation, molecular function: serine-type endopeptidase activity. The coding region runs from base 156 to 1526 and encodes 456 amino acids. The transcript is spliced from 5 exons. Lineage: Eukaryota; Metazoa; Cnidaria; Anthozoa; Malacalcyonacea; Nephtheidae. Gene Ontology annotation, biological process: proteolysis. The record is from RefSeq and is a predicted model, not a curated record.
GCAGUUGGUAGAGGCAGCUUUGACCGCAGGAGAUGUUACAAAUACGAAUGUAAUUAACUUCGGUGAUUCAUUCAUUCCAUCCACACAGAGGCACGUACAUUAAAGAGAGAGGCAUAAUUAUAUACGGCUUUGUUCAAGAGCGAACGACUAAAGAAAUGAAGAUAAGAACCAUGGGUGGCUAUUUCGUGACUUGGCUUGUUAUUAUGACAUGCUGUGCUGUGGAAGUUUUCCCUCAAAAAGUAAUCCCGUGUGGUAUACGGCCGCAAAGUAGCGCUCAUACGACUGCUACGCGAAAAAAGAGAGUGAUUGGUGGACACGUGGCCCCAAAUAAUUCUUGGCCUUGGUUAGUUAAUUUUAUCGACAAAGAUGAUACUCUGCAAUACUGCAGUGGAGUGAUUAUUGCUAAGAGAUGGAUUCUGACUGUGGCACACUGUUUUAUAUUCUACGGACCUGAUGGGAGUGUGGUUACUUUUCCUGUAACAAAAUAUAAAUACAUCAUAGCAGACCACAGAUAUAACGUCACUGAUCAUCACGAGUUCACUGUACAGCCGUCAAUGUUGUUCAUUCAUCCCAAGUACAAAAUUGGAGACGAUUUUCAACCAGGAGAUUACGACAUUGCGCUUAUAAAGUUAAAAAGACCUUUGAGAUUCUUCCCACAAGUUAAUCGAGCAUGCUUACCAGUCAAAAACACCAUAUUCAACACAACUUCUUCAUGUUUUCUCGCUGGUUGGGGUAACACAGUGAACACCACGGAUUAUUACAGAUCUCCCGUACUGAAACAGGUUCAACUCAAACUCGUACCGUUGAAAAAUUGUAACAGCAAGACGGUUUACAACGGGAUCAUCCCCAGUCGGUACCGGUGUGCAGGCUACCCCCAAGGGGGAAAAGAUGGCUGUUAUGGUGACAGUGGUGCUCCAUUGCAAUGUAAUAUACAUGGAAGUUGGACUGUGGCUGGAAUCAUGUCCUGGGGUUCUGAAUGCGCUGCCCCAAACCGUUAUGGAGUUUACGUAGAUGUCCUGCAAUUUAUGACAAGAUUCAUACAACCCGUAAUGCAAGGUCGAUUGGAUCGUCUCACAACAUACCACAAGAGACCGUUAUCUCGUUUUAAGAAGAAAUGGAAAAUAAAAAAAAUGUCAUUUUAUUUGCUCUUCACAAAGAAAGACGUUUUCACCGACAUCGACUUGGUUAGAAAUCUUCAGUUAACGCCAUUGCAAAUAGCACUACUGAAGAAUAUCACCCUGCGAGAUUAUGUUUUUGUCAUAUGCACCCACCAUUCAGUGUCAUCUUUGAUCCAAUCAAAUUGUGCACUUAACAGGAUUGUUGCUGGGUUCAAACGGAAUUCAAGAAAGUUCGAAAAUUAUGAUAAGAUAAGAAGUUACGGGAAAUUGAACAACAUAACUGUUGAGAAUGUUAUUAAGAUGGCGGGGGUACCUAAAAAUAUCCUACUUAAUUCAAAAAAUCUCUUGAGCAUAGUCAAGAAGAGAUCUCCUUCUAGGAAUGUGGCAUUAAAGUCCUUAUCUGGUUAAGUGAAAAUAUAAUCACUCUUUCAUUUCGUGUUAUCAAAACCUCUUCAGACUUCAAUUCCAUUCUGUCCCUUGUAAUCAUUGCCAGAAAUGUAUUAUCUGGAACCUCAUGUACUAACUAGUAACUAAUAUAGUUUCGUGUAAAUGAUCAGUUCAUGAUUACUAGUAACUAGUUGUACAAUGCAGAGUUAGCGCUAAAUUAUGCUACUAUGGUAACCGACUUACUGAAAGUUUUCAAUUUACUGGGAAUACAGUAUCUUAUUAAUCUUAACGUGGUACGAUUCAUCCAAAUACUCAUGUACCCAAGCACUUAUUCAUUCCGCCCCUGACGGUAUGGGUAGAACUUAUGGAUAAAAAUAUCUUACUCUAUAUCAAUAGAGAUAAUUAAAUUUGUAUAGACCACUUGGACUUGGUGUUGUAAAUAUAUAUUUUAAUCUAUUAUAUAUAGGUAUAUAUACUAUCAGUAUUUUUUGGUUCCUC